UCUCUUGGAUAAAAAAAGGCUAACGGGUUUGUUCUACUUCUAAACCCUAAUUUUGCGUUGCUCUCUCUGCAUCUGGUCACUGAGUCGCUUCUCUCCUCCGCCGUCAAUCAUUCAUUCUCUCACCGGAACAUGGCGGAAUACGAUCUGACACCGCGGAUGGCGCCGAAUCUGGACCGGCACUUGGUGUUCCCACUGUUGGAGUUCCUUCAAGAGAGACAGCUUUACAACGACGACCACAUCCUCAAGGCGAAGAUCGAGCUUCUCAACAACACCAACAUGGUCGACUACGCCAUGGACAUCCACAAGAGCCUCUACCACACUGAAGACGUGCCUCAAGAUAUGGUUGAACGCCGUGUCGAUGUCGUCUCCCGCCUGAAGUCGCUCGAGGAGGCCGCCGCCCCCCUCGUCGCGUUCCUCCAGAACGCUGCCGCUGUUCAGGAACUUAGGGCUGACAAACAGUAUAAUCUUCAGAUGCUCAAUGAACGAUACCAGAUCGGUCCUGCACAGAUAGAGGCAUUGUACCAAUAUGCCAAAUUUCAGUUUGAGUGUGGAAAUUACUCUGGUGCUGCUGACUAUCUUUAUCAGUACAGAGCUUUGUGCACUAAUAGUGAAAGGAGUCUAAGUGCAUUGUGGGGAAAGCUGGCAGCUGAAAUACUGAUGCAGAACUGGGACAUUGCUCUUGAAGAGCUCAAUCGGUUGAAGGAAAUCAUUGACUCUAAGAAUUUCGCAUCACCUUUGAAUCAGGUGCAGAGCAGAAUAUGGUUGAUGCAUUGGAGUCUGUUCAUCUUUUUCAACCAUGACAAUGGAAGAACACAGAUUAUUGAUCUGUUUAAUCAGGACAAGUAUCUUAAUGCCAUCCAAACUAGUGCUCCACACCUUUUACGAUACUUGGCCACAGCAUUUAUUGUCAACAAGCGCAGGAGGCCUCAAUUCAAAGAUUUCAUUAAAGUUAUUCAACAAGAGCAACAUUCUUAUAAGGAUCCCAUUACUGAGUUUUUGGCUUGUGUUUAUGUCAACUAUGACUUUGAUGGGGCACAAAAGAAGAUGAGGGAGUGUGAAGAAGUGAUUCUCAAUGAUCCCUUCCUUGGUAAACGGGUUGAAGAGAGCAACUUCUCGACUGUACCAUUAAGGGAUGAGUUCCUUGAAAAUGCUAGGCUAUUUAUUUUUGAGACAUACUGUAGAAUACACCAACGCAUUGACAUGGGAGUUCUUGCUGAGAAGUUAAAUUUGAAUUAUGAGGAGGCUGAGAGAUGGAUUGUGAAUCUGAUCCGUAACUCAAAGCUUGAUGCCAAAAUUGACUCUCAAACUGGAACUGUUAUCAUGGAACCCACCCAUCCAAACGUGUAUGAGCAGCUGAUAGACCAUACCAAGGCCCUUAACGGGCGCACUUACAAGUUGGUCAGUCAACUUUUGGAACAUGCACAAGGACAAGCUGCCCGGUAACUGACUUUCUAGGAAGACUGAGGAGAGCUUUUGUUUUUCUUUUCCCCUGCGUUGAUAUUUGUUUAUUUAAAAAUUACAUUGCAAAAUUAUGUUAGAUCUCUUAUUUUUAGUGUUGAUGCAGACAUGUAAUAUUGUUAAAUUACCAUUUUGCUUAAUGUCUGCCAUAAAUUUCUUCACUGCUGAAACAUGGAUACAUUUGCCAUUUGGCAUCAAUUUGGUAACUCUUAUUUCUUUUGUUUUUGCCAA
Messenger RNA from Lotus japonicus, 1689 nucleotides. Its product is annotated as eukaryotic translation initiation factor 3 subunit E. Gene Ontology annotation, cellular component: nucleus; cytoplasm; eukaryotic translation initiation factor 3 complex. Bases 130 to 1443 code for a protein of 437 amino acids. The transcript is spliced from 7 exons. NCBI's taxonomy places the organism in Eukaryota, Viridiplantae, Streptophyta, Magnoliopsida, Fabales, Fabaceae. The record is from RefSeq and is a predicted model, not a curated record. Gene Ontology annotation, biological process: translational initiation. Gene Ontology annotation, molecular function: translation initiation factor activity.